This is a messenger RNA of Calliphora vicina (urban bluebottle blowfly), 1769 nucleotides long. It is a transcript of the gene Trhn, whose product is annotated as tryptophan hydroxylase. Gene Ontology annotation, cellular component: neuron projection. Gene Ontology annotation, molecular function: iron ion binding; tryptophan 5-monooxygenase activity. The record is from RefSeq and is a predicted model, not a curated record. Gene Ontology annotation, biological process: aromatic amino acid metabolic process; serotonin biosynthetic process. The coding region runs from base 10 to 1680 and encodes 556 amino acids. The transcript is spliced from 9 exons. Lineage: Eukaryota; Metazoa; Arthropoda; Insecta; Diptera; Calliphoridae.
AAAAAAGAAAUGAGUGGUUCGGGUAAAGGUUUAUUGGGCUUGUGGCUCUAUCGCAGUGGUGAACAAGAGUGGGCCGUUAAACAAGGCAGUCCAUUGCAUGGACAACGCUCAAAUAGUAAAGAAACUUCUGGAAGUUCUACUGCUAUAGAUAAGUCUGGAUUUAGUGUUAAAAACAAGGAAAAUCCGGUGGUAAAUGAGCAAUUUUUCCAGUACGGUUCGGCUGGAGACCGGGUAUCGAUAAUUUUCACUUUGAAGAAUCAAGUGGGUAAUUUGGCGCGGGCUCUGCAGGUAUUUCAAGAGCUAGGCAUAAAUGUAUUGCAUUUGGAAUUGUCACCACUUGAAAGUGCUACGAAUCAGGCUGAUGUACUGGUAGAUGUGGAAUGCGAUCAAAAGCGUUUAGAUCAAGUACUGCAAAUGCUUAACCGGGAGGUACAUUCGGUAAACUACACCUCAGUGGACAAGAAUGCCAUAGUAAGAGCUCCAUCAUUGUCUGCCUGUUCUAGUUUUGAUUUUGGUGAAAUGGUUUGGUUUCCGCGCAAAAUAUCUGAUUUGGAUAAAGCCCAAAACGUAUUGAUGUAUGGUUCUGAGUUGGAUGCUGAUCAUCCAGGCUUUAAGGAUCCUAUUUAUCGCAAAAGAAGGGAAAAGUUUUCAACAAUUGCCAUGAAUUUUAAGCAUGGUAAUCCAAUUCCUCGUGUGGAAUAUACAGGCGAAGAGGUCAAGACAUGGGGCACGGUAUUUUGUGAACUCCAUCGUUUGUAUGUAAAAUAUGCUGUACCCGAAUACAUGGAAAAUUGGCCAGAACUAGUGAAAUACUGCGGCUAUAGGGAGGAUAAUAUACCACAAUUGCAGGAUGUUAGUACUUUUCUGAAGCGCAAGACUGGCUUUCAAUUAAGACCAGUGGCGGGUUAUUUAUCGCCUAGGGAUUUUUUGUCCGGUUUGGCAUUUCGUGUGUUUCAUUGUACCCAGUAUAUAAGGCAUUCAUCAGAUCCAUUUUAUACUCCGGAACCUGAUUGCUGCCAUGAAUUAUUGGGUCACAUGCCUUUAUUGGCCAACUCUAGUUUUGCUCAAUUUUCCCAAGAAAUCGGUUUGGCUUCUCUAGGCGCUUCUGAUGCUGAUAUUGAGAAAUUGGCAACGCUUUAUUUCUUUACUGUGGAAUUUGGCCUGUGUCAUCAGCCCGACAAUUCAUUUAAGGUGUAUGGUGCCGGUUUGUUAAGUUCGGUGGCUGAAUUGCAGCAUGCCAUUGCUGCCAAAGAAAAAAUUAAAAAAUUUGAUCCCGAAAUAACUUGCAAAGAAGAAUGUAUAAUUACUUCUUAUCAAAAUGCGUAUUAUUACACAGACUCCUUUGAAGACGCCAAAGAGCAAAUGAGAUUGUUUGCCGAAAGUAUACAACGGCCUUUUGGUGUACGCUACAAUCCCUACACUCAAAGCGUUGAAGUGCUCUCGAAUGCCCAGAAAAUAACUGCUGUUGUUAGCGAGCUGAAAGGGGACUUGAGUAUCGUGUGUUCGGCCUUGCGUAAAAUUUCAGCUACAGACGAAAAUUUAGACGUUGAAAGUAUUGCCAAUAUGUUGCAGACAACUUUGAAUGUGAGGGGAGGUGACAGAAGUCCCAACAGUGCAAUAAGCCCCGACAAUUCAGAUACUUCGCAACAUUCAAUUGUCGAGAAUGGAGAGCAACAGUAGAUGACUCAACGGCGGUAAAGGACAACGACUCACAAUAUGUAUAUGGAACAUGUUUAGGGACCAAACAUUAAUUCUUAGUAGUAAAUUUU